Messenger RNA from Callithrix jacchus (white-tufted-ear marmoset), 2212 nucleotides. RefSeq names its product lebercilin LCA5 like (gene LCA5L). Gene Ontology annotation, biological process: intraciliary transport. NCBI's taxonomy places the organism in Eukaryota, Metazoa, Chordata, Mammalia, Primates, Cebidae. The record is from RefSeq and is a predicted model, not a curated record. Gene Ontology annotation, cellular component: axoneme.
UGGGUUUCCCUAGCGACGCGUCGGCGCUGCGGACUUGGCUCAGUCGCGGGAGCCGCGCAGUGCAGAGAAGCACCAAAAGAGGCAAACUGAGAUUAAGAGAAAUGAUCAUCCGUAUGCUGAUCAUUUUGAUAGUUGUUUGCUAUGUCUUUGGCUGAUCUAACAAAAACAAACAUAGAUGAACAUCUCUCCAGUGUGGCAUUAGAAAACAGUAGCAGGUCUGCAGAAUGCAAGAGGAGCCCUGACACGGGCGGUUCUUCAUGGAACAGGAACACCUCCGAGGAGAGUGUUGACUGCAGCAGAUCUCACUGCUCCUGCCGGAGUUUAAGUUCUCAGUACGGUUAUUCAAAAGACUUUCUCUCUGAUUGUUCAGAAAAGGCCAUUAAUAGAAAUUAUUUCAAGCAGCCUGUGGUAAAAGAAAAGGAGAAGAAAAAGUAUAAUGUUUCUAAAAUCUCCCAACCUAAAGGCCAGAAGGAACUCUCAGUUGAAAAAAAGCACACCUGGAAUGCAUCGCUUUUUAAAUCUCAAAUCAAUAUGAUUGCCCAAAGAAGAGAUGCUAUGGCUCAUCGAAUACUCUCAGCAAGGCUUCAUAAAAUUAAAGGACUAAAAAAUGAAUUAGCUGAUAUGAAUCAUAAAUUGGAAGCCAUCCUUACAGAAAACCAAUUUUUGAAACAACUUCAGCUUAGGGAUUUGAAAGCUAUAGAAAAAUAUAAGAAUUCACAAAAUAAUCUACCGCAAAUUAUGGCUAACCAUCAGAACGAAGUAAAACACUUAAGGCAACUCCUUAGGAAAUCCCAGGAAAAGGAAAAAACCGUAUCUAGGAAACUUAGAGAAACUGACAGCCAGUUACUGAAGACCAAAGAUGCCUUGCAGGCACUGCAGAAACUUUCCGAAGACAAAAACCUUGCAGAAAGGGACGAACUUACUCACAAAUUAUCUAUUAUUACAACAAAAAUGGAGGCAAAUGACAAAAAAAUACAGAGCUUGGAGAAACAACUGAGGCUGAACAGCAGAGCCUUUAGUCGGCAGCUAGCUAUCGAGAAUCGGAAGACUUUGGCGGCUCAAACAGCUACCAAGGCUCUGCAGGUGGAAGUAAAACACCUUCAGCAAAAACUUAAGGAAAAGGAUCGUGAACUUCAAAUUAAAAACAUCUAUAGUCAUCGAAUACUUAAAAAUUUACAUGACACCGAGGACUAUCCAAAAGAAUCUACCUGUUCUAUAGUUUCUUCAACAAAAUCAGUCCAAGCAGACAGAAAAAGUUUGCCAUUCACAAGUAUGAGACACCAGGCAACCCAGAAAUCAGACGAUCCACCUUUGACAACUAAGGGUAAAAAGGCAACAGGAAACACUGAUCACAAAGAAAAGGCAACUGAAAUAAAUCGUGAAAUUCCUCACUGUGUCAAUAAACUACCAAAGCAAGAGGAUUCUAAGACAAUAUAUGAAGAUUUAUUAAAGGAAGAUAAGCAUUUGGAAGUACAAGUACUACUGGAGAAUUUUGGAAGACAAAAAGACAAAAAAGAAGACCAAGAAAAGAAAACCAUUUCAGUGAAAGAAGAGCAAGAACUGCCACCAAAAACAAUUGAAGUUACUCAUCCUGAAAGAGAAACCAAUCAAGAUGAUCUAGUAAGAGAAAAGUUUAAAAGAAGCAUGCAGAGAAAUGGCAUGGAUGGCACACCUGGCAAAUGCACUGCUCCCUACACGAAAGGCCCCCUCAGACAAAGAAGGCAUUACUCAUUCACAGAAGCAACUGAAAACCUACAUCAUGGGCUUCCUGCUUCGGGUGGGCCAGCCAAUGCCGGCAACACGAGGUGCAGUCAUAGUACAGGCCAGCAUCUCAGUAACAGAGAGGAAAGGGAGCCAGAGCAUUCUGACAGUGGGUAUGAGCCCUCAUUUGUUAAGUCUUCCAGAACAAAAGUGAAAGAUACAACUUUCAAAGAUAAAAAAAGCAGUCUCAUGGAAGAACUCUUUGGAUCAGGCUCAGACUACAUCUUGAAAACUGAUCAGUCAGGUUCUGGUGUUACAAGAGGCUCAGAGGAGCGUUUGCAAAGUAAGGGGUUGCAUGACCUGCCUCCCAGUCAGGCCUCCGCCAGCAAUGCAUUCGGAGACUCUAAAGUAACUGUGGUAAAUUCUAUUAAGCCAUCGUCACCUAUAGAAGAAAAGGGAAAAUAAUUAUUUAAAUAUAAUCAAUAUCCUAAUGCAUUCUGAUUUGAUAUAA